Molecule: messenger RNA, 3918 nt
Organism: Salvelinus fontinalis (brook trout)
Lineage: Eukaryota; Metazoa; Chordata; Actinopteri; Salmoniformes; Salmonidae
Product: methylthioribose-1-phosphate isomerase
Molecular function (GO): S-methyl-5-thioribose-1-phosphate isomerase activity
Source: RefSeq, a predicted model, not a curated record
GGUAUUGAUGUGUGGAACCCGGCGUUUGACGUGACCCCCCACCAGCUGAUAACGGGGGGCAUCAUCACAGAGCUGGGGGUGUUUCUGCCCUCAGAGCUGCAGGCAGCACUCACCGGCCGCCUCACUGCCCUGUAGACGGCGCUAUCACCACCCGCUGGCCGCCGUGCGCUACUGCACCUUAAUAUUCCUGCUCUCACUCGCUCAUAUGACUUCCACGUCCUCACACACACAGAUGAGGUGGAAGUCCAGUUUUGUUACAUUUACACACACAGAGUCAGUGUUCUACAAACUCACAUGUUUUACGGUCUCACACAUUAUGCAGGAACUCAGACACACACAUCCAACCCACCCUCUCUCCUCUCUCUGGUCUCUCCUGUCCCUCCCUCUCUCCUCUCUCAUCUCCUCUCUCUCCUCUCUCUGGUCUCUCCUGUGUUCAUCUCUUGUCCAGUGAUCUACAUCCCUGUCGCUGUGUGAAGCUCUUGUGCUCCUUCUCUCUCUCCCUCCUACAAAAUGGCUUCUGCAGUGACAAUCAACACUCAGCUUGACUCCGCCCUUAAAUCAGACCAGUAACAAUGAUUGGUUAAUGAGUAACGUGACAAAAAUGCUGACCUCUGUUUGAUAAACAAAACCUGUUCAACCAGGAAGAGAACAGUGUGUUUUCCCUCACAGGGUUCUUACUAGUGAACACAUGUGUCUAUUAGAAGUUGUUUUAACACUUUGUGGUGCUGAAGGUGAGGUGUCUGUGCUGCUGCGUGACCUGUAAAUAAAUAUGACCUCGUAGGGAACACACCUACAGAACUAGCCACUCUCCUUCAGAAGAACUGGCCUGAACUACAUCCUAAUCAUAUUCACACGUCUCCAAACAACGUUAUGAAGGAAAAAUGUCACACUUAUACCCAAUCACAAUAUUAUAUAUUAACAUGUCGUUUUCUCUGGAAGAGUGUUUUAUAGAAAUGUGACUUUAUGAAAAUUGAUAGCCCGUGAUGACACUUGAUUGCUGAAAAUACAUUGGGUGAGUCUCAAAUAGCUCCUUAUUCCCUUUAUAGUGCAAUAUUUGACUACAGCCCAUGGGCUCUAGCCAAAAGUAGAGCACUAUAUAGGGCUCUGUGCCAAAGGUAGUGCACGAUAUAGGGAAUAGGGGGUCAUUUGAGACACAACCAUUACCAAAGUAACUGAAAUUAGAACUAUUCACACCAAAACAAUCAACGCCAGUUGAUAUGACAUUAUCUAGAGAAACCUCGUUAGUCAGCUGAUGUGUAUAACUUGUGGCUACCUCCCUAUACCUCACAUAAUGUCUGUACCUCACUGUUCCAAUUGGUACCGUAUCGUCCCCUACUCCCAGGGUUAUCAAACCUCUCCUCAGGCGUUCCACAAUUCUGUUGCAGCCCUGAACUGGGUCGCCUGAUUCACCUGGUCGAGGGCUUGAUAAUUAGUUGACAAGUUGAAUCAGGUGAGCUAGCUGUGGACCUGGGUCCCCGAGGAGAGGUUUAAAAACCACUGUCCUACUGUGUACCAUAUCAAACUACACAGAAUACACAGAAACACUAUAUAUACACUCAACACCAAUCUCCAUGUUAUUAGGCCUGGACAACAAAUCAAGCAAGAUAAAAACCUUUUCUUUCUCUUGGCCCGAGAUGGAAGUCUCGGCUUUAAACAACAAUUGAACGGAAUGUGGAAUGCAGCUGUUUGUUCUAGAGAUUGUAUUUCUAUGAUGUAGUGAAUGUCACAGGGGCCUGCACUGCUCCAUGCCUUACACCACCAGCACCCCCGCUCACACACACCACAGGACAGGCGUCCCCAAUGGCAUCCUAUUAGCUAUAUGGUGCACUGCUUUUGACCAGAGCUUUGGUCAUAAGUAGUGCACAAUAGAGGGAAUAAUAGGUUGUAAUUUGGGACAGGUCCCAGGACAGCAGGCUAACAGGGAGGAACGUAGCCCUUUAACCCCCCGUCCCCUCAAAAUGCAAGAGGAGAUCUGAAAGUUGCCUGGCUACCCAAACUCCUUGCUCUAGUGAAACGCUAGGCCACGCCCACGGACGUUAGUUUCUUCUCCGCAAUGAGACUGGAUCUGAGUACCCCCCCCCCCCCCCCCGAAGAUUUCUAGAACGCAAACACAUUCUAACCAUUCUGAUUGGUCCCAGAAACCGAUAGUUUGGACCAGAAAGGCGGCAUUUUGAAAAAUCGUCAUUGGCUUUGAUACUCUGAUUGGUUAGAGAUGAUCCAAUCGCUGAUGACUUGUUUUUUACAACACCCCUCAUUUUGACGUCACCACAAACUACUUCAACGAUGGCAGUCUGACUGAAGUAUGUAGCCAACAUAGAGCAGGGGGGAAUGUACAGUAGUUUGAGUUGUCAGGCAAGUCUGAAAGGUCAAAGGUGAAAUACAUCCCCAAAUCCACUACUCUACUACUCCAUCAUCCCUCAUUCAGAAACCUCUGAUCUCUAAAUACACCACACCUCCUCCUCACCCAUUGGACCGUUUCUGGUCCACACCAGGCAUUCUUAUCUAUCUACUUUCCUGUCAAAAAAAUAAUACAUUAUUUUGAAUUCUAGAAUCCAUAGUGUCAUAACUGUUCCACAUUCUAGAAUCCCAGUAGAAAAGAGACCCCUCCAUCCCCAACCUCUCCCUGUCAAACUUACCCCUCUCUCUCAACGAUGCUGUUGGCUGUCAAACCACAUAAGGGUCUAGAAUCAAACACCACUGUUGUGUUUUUGGGUUCCUUUGUCUUUUAUUUUGAGAAACUGAACUGGAAGAAAUCAGAGGGGAGAGUUUUAACGGUCGAGAACAAUGUAGCAACUUUGUCGCCAUCCGUAGAUUGUUACGCUGAAAACUUUUUUUAAAGGGUACGAGAAUCCGUUUGUCUCUUAACAGACUUAUCAGACUUUUUUUUGUUGUUGACUGGAAACUAGAUGCUGUUCUGUGUUAACAUUUCACCCCUUGUACUCCGGGGCAUUGUUUGGCAUGACAAAGAGUGGAAUGAUGGCACGAACAGACUGGCACCCAGGCUACUCUUGUUUGGCUGUGAUCAGUUUUGUUAUUAUCGUGAUUCUUAGUGAUAAAACUGUUGUUAAUUAGACUACACUGAGAGGCCUCCUCGACACACACACACUGAUAAAAUGUCAGGAUAAGACUAUGUUUAAUUGGAAUUAGCUGCCAGUUAGUCACCCAGAGGUUAUCUGUUUAUUUUGCAGGCGAAAUGAGCGUCCCAAAUGGCAACCUAUUUCCUUUGUAGUGCACUACUUUUAACCUGGGCCCUAUAGGGUUCUGGUCAAAAGUAGUGCACUAUAUAGGGAAUAGGGUGACAUUUGGAUGCAUACUAGAUCUAGACAGAGGGCACCAUAUUGAAUAGUGUAAAAUAUCUCCCACUCUCUUUACUGAGGGUAUCUUAAGAUGCAGAAAAUCCCCAGUGUACUUGUAGGAAACCUUCUGUCCUCCCUCUUAUUCUCCGUCCCCAAUAACCACACUAGCAUACUAUCUAGUAUGCACGGGCAGAAUUGCUUUAUACUAAGUAGUAUGCAAGGGUGGAUACUUCGGGACAUGGCCUAAUGAGUUUAGUCUUGGGAGAGGAAGAUGCCAAAUGAAGUGCCAAAUGCAACGCUAUCAUCACUUCUACUCCCUCUGAGAUUUCAACCAACGGGAGAAUGUCCUGAUGACAGGGUGUUUGUGAAUAAGCCAAUAGGAAGCAUGGCUGGUGAUAUUAGUGUGGGUAGGGGUGUAGUCGAUUAGAAGGCCUCUUUCUACGUGUAGUUACGUUAUUGUUUAUAUUCAUAUCUGGGGUUUAGUUUUGUAUCAUGUGGAAAUAGUUCAAAAAUUGAUGUUUUUUUUAAUAUGUAUAUGAAUAUAAUGCUGUAAACUGCAUACCUGAAUUAAGAAGAGAUUUCUCUUUCACGACAAUACAAUAAAGAGUGAACAAAAACAUUA